Messenger RNA from Striga asiatica, 1728 nucleotides. Lineage: Eukaryota; Viridiplantae; Streptophyta; Magnoliopsida; Lamiales; Orobanchaceae. The record is from the annotation of a GenBank genome assembly.
UCUCUCUCUCUCUCUCUCUCUUGUCACAGCUCUUCAAAAUUGAAGCGACAAUAACUGAAUCAAUACACCGGAGUUCGUGGGAAUGGCCGGCAGGGAAGUUCGUGAGUACACAAAUCUCACAGAUCCUAAAGACAAAAAACUGGGGAAGGGGAAGGAUAGAGUGGAUGAUGAAGAAAUUACUUUCCAGCGCAUGGUUGCCAAGGUUAGCGAAUCCUGCUUCUCCUUUUUAUAACUCCUAUACCUAUUAUCUAUACAUGUAUGUGAAUGUGUGCAUAUGAAGUUUCAUCAAAUCAUCAGUAUAUUGAUAUUCAAAGCUUUUGCCCUAACCAAUCUAUACAACUCUCGUAGUUACUAUGGGAUUGUCGGAAUAAGUAACUUAACUGCAAAAAAUUGCUGGAAUCAUUUGGUUGUGUAGUCUAUCAAACUUCAAGUGGACUCGUUAUAUGAAUAUUAAGCUCAAUGCUUCUGUUUCAUACAUAUCAAAUCCUGUUUUUUCAGCUAGUAUAGCCUAAGGGGGAGUUUGCAAUUUACAAGCCACCUUUUAUUGGUAGUUCACUUCUUGGUAGAGUCACAUCACAUGAAGGGCAGUGGUAAUUAGCUAAAUCUUACUAGAGUGCGUCAAUUUUUUGUCAGUUAAAUCAUAAAAUACUAAACUAGUGAUCUUUAGUUGUAAAUUCAACUUUCACAGUUCUUCUUUUUGCUAUAUUUUGUAGACUUGGGCUCCUUCCAGUAUCUUUUAAGUACAGGGAUAGUUUUCUGAUAACACGCCCCGGCAGGGAACUUGGGUUCUCCCACUGGGUGCUUGAUAUGUGCAGAUGCAAGAGGUUGCUGGGGAGAGAGGCGGUUACCUUCAUGGGCGAGGCGGUAUAUAUUCCGUUUAUCAAUUUCAGUUCAUGUGUGCAGUGCAGGUUUAUGUGCUUGAGCCUUGAGGUGUAUAUGCAUUUAGUUAUAUAAAAUUUUCUCUAAGUGUAAUAUGCAGCUUUGGACAGCGAUGAUUUACUUUAUCUGAAAGAGCAAAUGGAAGCUGAGGAAGAUGCAGAGCGUCUCCUACGCCGUACGGAGAAGAGAGCAUUUCAAGCAUUUAAAAUAUCCUUUUUUGUUUAUUUAUUUGUUCAUUAAAGAUUGUUCAUCGAGAUCAAGUAAAACAAUACAUGCAAUGCCUUGAUUAGUCACGCAACAUUGAAUGCGGUUUGUUUACUUUUCCUUAAUUGACAAUCACAAGGCUGUGGCUGAAACUUCCCCAGCACCGGUGCCCUUGCCUCUUCGUGUUGAGCCCAAGCCAAAGAGUGGAAUCAGACAGCAAGACUUGCUGAAAAGGGUGGUGGAAGUAAAGCCAAAGCGGCGUAAUGUAUGUGCAAUUUCAGAUGUCAAUCAAUCCUCUCCAGCUCAGAGUGGUCAGCCUCCUAAGAAAAAUCAUUUUGUGGUGUCCAAACACGAGAAAGAGAAAGUUGAGCCUCCCAAUUCGUUCAGUAAAGUGGGAGACGAGAUGAAAUCGGAUAACCCAGUUAAGAGUUUGCUGGCAGCAUAUCAAAGUUCUGAUGAUGACGAGGACUGAUUCAUGGAAUACAGUUGAAGCUUUUUCCAUUUGCUUCUUCUAUGCCCUUGUUUGACAUAGUACUCUUUAUGAACUUAAUGGGUUGUGAAAAUUUUAGAACUAAAAAAAAAACUGUUUCUUCUGGUCUUCCUUGGUUUCAAGUUUUUCUUCUUUAAUUUUUUUUUUUUUUUUUU